UUUAGAUUAACAACUUUACAUUAAUUUAAUUUCAUAUAAAAAAAAGGUAAUGUCUAUAAUUGCAUGCGCCAGGCCCUCCAAGCUAACAGACGAGAUUUUCUCUGAUUGAUGUCUGGUUGUUGAAAACAUAUUCCCCAACCUGUUGUUCUUGUCUUAAUUUUCCUCGGUCCAAAGUUCCAGAAAUGGGCGAUUUCCAAGGCCCCUUCAUAGUGUCACCCCCUCCUUCGCCCUCUUCCUCGGACAAGUCCAGCACAACCAUGUUAUACUAUGGGCUUGUGGUGGUGGGGGUUGCAGCGGCGGCAUUAGCCCUGUACAACUUCAUAAUCAUCAGGAGGAGCAGAAGGAGGCACGUGCAAUCAGAAGGCGAAGGGGGAAAUGGGUUGGUGGAGGUGGUGAGUGAAAGUAGAAUAGAGAACUCGGUGUCAAGCUUCAAGUACAAGAAAGAAGGAGUUGUGGGUUAUGAUGAUGAAUGCUCAGUUUGCUUAUCUGGUUUUGAAGAAGGAGAAGAAGUUCGGAAGCUUCCACAGUGCAAGCACUGGUUCCACGCUCCAUGCAUAGACAUGUGGCUCUACUCUCACUUGGACUGCCCAAUUUGUCGAACACCUGUGGUGCGUUUCUCUCAGACAUUGCUGGAAUGAUGUAGCGGUGUGUUUGUAAAUUAUAAGUGCGAUGAGCGAUUAUGAGUUUGUAAAUGGAUUUUGCGGAAUUGAUUCAGAAUGAAAUGCAAAUUAGAAGAUGGUUUGUGGGGUCUGACACUGCGCUGGAAUUGUGACCACUCAGUCCUUCAACACUUUCUCCACAAGGAACAGACACAGCUAAAGCACCCAACUUUGGAUACCUUGUUCCUGAUGUUACGUCAAAAAAAGAGAUCUUAAAGUAUAUCUCUUGGUGGGAACAAGAAUUUGCUGUCUCUAAUAGGCUUAAUCAUUUCGAACAAGAUUUCUUCUCAUAUAAAAAUGUAAGAUUUCAAGAUUUUUAUUUUGAUUUUGAUUCCUUGUCGUCAAGACAUGAGUGAGUGAUAGGAUCUCAUUUUUAAUUUUAAAUAUCUCAUUGCCGUUCACUUUAGGCUCACUCAUAAAUAAUUUAUUCAUUUUAUUAUAUAUAAACUGAUUUU
Vigna umbellata (rice bean) is the source of this 1114-nucleotide messenger RNA. The record is from RefSeq and is a predicted model, not a curated record. Lineage: Eukaryota; Viridiplantae; Streptophyta; Magnoliopsida; Fabales; Fabaceae.